UUGGUUAUAGUUAGCCAUUUGUUUAGCUGUGGUAUGGGGCGAUAUGAUUAUAAUACUUUGUGGUUAAGCGAGUUUCAUCCGGUUCUUAUAAGGAUGAUGUCUUCGCAUGCAGCGUAUCCUGUACCGUAUAGUGGAUCGAGGUGAGUCUCAAGUUCGACUAACUCCAAACUCAAUUACCGAGCUGAACCCGACAAACUGAGUACAAUCAAAAUUGAAUAAACGGAUAUUAACUUAUUAAAAUUCAUAAGCGGCAUCAAAACUUCUAAACACGCUUUUAAUGAGCGAAUGGGACAACUCUAGGGUACUUUAUUCACUGAGUUAGUUAGUUCUCCAUUGUUCCCACUUUUGAAAACCGGCUAUUCGAUCUUCCCACGCAAGCGAAAAAUAUCGUUCGACUAAUUGAGAAAAAGAACAAGAAGAUUGUUAGUAGAUUAAAUUUUCCAAUCUUUUAUCAAUCUUGUAAAACGGAACAGCUUCUAACAAACUAUAUCAAUAUAGUAAACACUGUACAUGCAGUGUAGCAGAGUUCUACUGCGCAUGUUAACAGAGUGAUAUAAAGCCGUCAUGCCGCACUCCAGAACAUUUAUUGAGAUAAAUUUCUUGCAAUUAUUUUAAUAAUUUCAACAUAAGUCACUGAUCAUUUGUUAUUUUCUUCUUCCAAUUAAUAGCUACUCUGUUGCAAUGAUUCAACUUUGAAUACGAAACCGCUGUCUUGCGCUCCAUUCCUCAUUUCAUGACACGAGUCAGGUGAAGAGGCACCUGUCGUCUUAGUGCACCUGUGGUGGAAGUCUUGCUUGCAUCUGAACAAGAAGCUCUCUCAGCGGCAUGUUGUGUUGCAAUACGCCGAACAUGGAAGUCUUGCUUGCAUAUCUGAACAAGAAGCUCUCUCAGUGGCAGGGUUGUGUUGCAACACACCGAACAUGGAAGUCUUGCUUGCAUAUCUGAACAAGAAGCUCUCUCAGUGGCAGGGUUGUGUUGCAACACGCCGAACAUGGAAGUCUUGCUUGCAUAUCUGAACAUGAAUCUCUCUCAGUGGCAGGGUUGUGUUGCAACAGGCCGAACAUGGAAGUCUUGCUUGUAUAUCUGAACAUGAAUCUCUCUCAUUGGCAGGUUGUGUUGCAACAGGCCGACCGUUAAAUCUUGCUUGGUUACCAGAACAUGAAUCUCUCUCAGUCUCAGAAGCUCUAUCACAAGACAUAAUUGAAAAAUGUGUCGGUAACUACCGAAGCUCAUUCAAGAAAAAAUUUUAUUGAACCCAAAAGCAUGGUUGGUGACUUCGUUCUUCUGCCAACAAUUUAAGAUAGUUAAUAAAAUUUUCAAGGAAAUGACGAAUGGGAAAUUGAAAAACCAGCAUCGAGAACAGUUUCAAAGAAAUGGUAAAACAACGUUCAAAUUGUUCUAAACUUGGAAAUUUAACAAUAACUAAGCUUCCUAAAGUAUAUUAAUUCAAGUAAAAAUCUUUGCAUGAUAAAUAUUGCGUGAAACUCUCUAUUUCGCCUGUUACUUGAAACAUUUUAUCGAUUGCGAUUGGGUUUGAUUUAUUUCAAAAGAAUACAUUGCUGAUUACAUUUUUACAAAAAAUAUACAUUGAUUAAGGCUGCCAGCUGGGCAUUCUGUGCUCAGAGCUGAUGAACACAGCGAAAGCGUUGAAUGGAAGCGAACUUAUUCGUUAAUUUUUGCUUCUGCGUACAAAUAUUACGGGAAAACCCUCUCAACGUCAGAAAUAGAAUUACAUAAAUUUGUCUGUAAUUUCAUUGCUACUAUCUAUGUAGAAAUAGAAUUGUGUUAAUAACAGAUAGGCAAUCUUUUAUCAAUUUAAUCCACACGAAUAAUAUUAAUCUGCAAACAUAUCCUGAAACCGACGUACGUUUGAAAAUUUCUACAGGUAUAAGAUAGUUUGUAUAAAUCAAAGGUUUCAAUCAUUCCCACACUGUAUAGUUUCCACAGAGUUGAAAUUAAACUAAGUUCCAGGGACGCAUGUAACAUUUUGGAGGAAUGGACUCUGCCAAGUUACUGUACGUCCUCGUUGGAGUUCUCGUGUUCUCUCUCACGUACGAGAUGUACCAAGAAAAAUUCAAAAUUCUGAGUCAUCCACACCAGCUUACACUUCAAGCUUAUUCAGAAAUUCCUUCUCUUAUAAAGACAAAAGAAAUUUUGAAGAAUUCAAUGGAUUCCGAAAUUUUAGUUGGUGGCAUAUAUACGGCAAGCAAAGAAUUGCAGGCCACGCCAGGUCUGGAGCUUCUGCUGCAUCAUGUCGAGGAGUUCAGAAAUGGGUCUUUAGAUGAUGUCGGACGGGAGGCGUUGUACGCGGAGAGGCGGGCGCGACUCGAGCGCGUCUGCCACGAGCAUCGCAACCAGACGUCGUUUGGGGGCGUCGCGGCGGCUCCCAGAGCGCAGCUGCGGUGGCUCAACCGGGAACGGCUCGUAGUCUGCUUCUCAGCUAAGGUUGGCACGACCUCGUGGUGCCAUUACCUUCUGAAACACGCCUUCCCUAACGCUUCGUACUUCAAUACAAGCAACGCUAAAGUUCACCUGAUCGCUCUACGGCAGUUGGUAUCUCAGCCGCAGAGGCAAGAGAAGCAAUUUUGUGAAAACCCCUUACCAGUGCUUGACAUUCUGCAACAACUCGCGAGCUACACGAAGGUUGUUAACGUGCGUCACCCGUUCGCACGGCUGGUGUCUGCUUACCGCGACAAAAUCGAGCCUUGCCCCACCGAUCCGCCAUUUACGCAGGACUUUUCCAUCACAUGCUUCAGGAUGAGCACCCGCGAACUGAUAAGAACUCUUCCUCCACUACCAAGAAUGGUGGAUUUCAAGGAUUUUGUCCAGUUUUUGAUCGACAAAAUCAAAGUUCCGGUCGUUGCUGACAGAAGUUCGUUCAACUCUUAUGACGUUCACUGGCGUCCGUAUUUCGUCAACUGCGGAGUGUGUGAUCUGAGUUACAAAUACAUCAUUAAAAUGGAAACAUGGAACGAGGAUCUCAGGUACCUGUUGCCGAAGUUCAACAUCGGGGAUGAGGUGCACGGCAACGCGUUGAACUCGGCCAACGCGUCAUAUCGAUACUUCAAGACGUUACCCAGGCCGCUCAUCCUGCAGCUCUACGAGAUCUACAAGAUCGACUUCGAAAUGUUCGACUAUUCUUUGGAUGAAUAUCUGCACUGAUGUAUGAUUUGGAAAUCAUGGAUCCGUGUGCUAGCUGCUCGCCAUGUAAUUG
Messenger RNA from Hyalella azteca, 3214 nucleotides. RefSeq names its product carbohydrate sulfotransferase 11. Lineage: Eukaryota; Metazoa; Arthropoda; Malacostraca; Amphipoda; Hyalellidae. Gene Ontology annotation, cellular component: membrane. Gene Ontology annotation, biological process: carbohydrate biosynthetic process. Gene Ontology annotation, molecular function: sulfotransferase activity. Bases 1996 to 3162 code for a protein of 388 amino acids. The transcript has 9 exons. The record is from RefSeq and is a predicted model, not a curated record.